Messenger RNA from Lotus japonicus, 1506 nucleotides. RefSeq lists its product as uncharacterized. The record is from RefSeq and is a predicted model, not a curated record. Bases 1 to 1506 code for a protein of 501 amino acids. The transcript has 3 exons. Lineage: Eukaryota; Viridiplantae; Streptophyta; Magnoliopsida; Fabales; Fabaceae.
AUGGAGAGUGGUGCGAGUGGUGCUCUGGAGAGUGGUCCCGGUGGUCAGUUGUCGGAGGAGAAAUAUCAACUCCGGCGAAGCACUUUCAAGGAAAAGGUAGUGGGGGACCAGCCUCGGAAGGUGGUCUCCUACAAAGAAACCGGUGUGGGGGUUAAUGGCGGAGAGGGUGGUGCGGAGGAUGAUGAGGAGAUGGAGGGGUCGGAGACGGAUUCUGGGGAUAGUGAGGCCUGGUCUGAAGAGGAGGAGGAAGCUGUGGAGCGUAAGGAGGUGAUGAUGAAUCCACAUUGCCCUGUGAUUGAAAUAUCUCGGGAGGAGAGGAAGGCGGCGUGUAAGAAGUGGGAAAGGGCAAUUUUUGUCAAGCUGUUGGGCAAACGGAUUGGGCUGCGACUAAUGCAAUCAAGGCUUGCCAGGCUCUGGCAACCUUCUGGUGAGAUGGAGAAGUGGCGGCCGGAGUUUGCCCCAGCGGAGGGGGAGUUGAACAGGGUCUCGGUCUGGAUCAAAAUUCCUCGUUUUCCAGUGGAGUACUACGAGAAACCCUUCUUCCGUAAGAUUGCCAAGAAUCUAGGACGGUUUGUGAAGGUGGAUAGCCACACGUUGCGGGAGAAGGACCUCAUGUUUAGUGCAGAAGCUUCUACAGAAAGGGCUCGGUUUGCCCGUCUCUGGAUUGAUGUUGAUCUUCAGAAGUCUUUGGUCUCCAAGUUCCUGUUUAAUGGGAAGGAAUACAUGGUGGAGUAUGAGGGACUGAAUCUCAUAUGUUUUAAGUGUCGGUGUUUUGGUCAUAAGAAAGAGCAAUGCUCCAUUGUGGCUCCGGAGGUAACCCCGAGCGGUGGCGCUCCGGCCGGUCACAGGUCCCAGCAAACGGUGGUGGCGCCGGAGUUUGGUCCAUGGAUGAUGGUAAAGAAAAUGCAGCGGAGCGGGGCCCAAGGUCCACGGAGUGGGGGGAAGGCCAUGCCUGCUGGCGGGAGAGGAGGGCCACGGUUUGCGGUGUUACAUGCAGGGGUGGAUGAGGAAGACAUGUUGAUGGUGAUGGUGAACCCCCCGGCGGCUGAAGUGGCAGCGCAGACCGAGGAGGUUUUAGUGGAGGAGAAUAUUGUGGUGGUUGCAAAUCACCCUGGGAUGGGCCCCACAAAUCAUGUUAUUCAUGAGGAACAACCGGUUUUGGAAUUUGUUAACCGGAAAGAGAAGGGGGCGCAAGUCAAGGCGGGCCCACAUGUGGGGAAUUCUUGCCCUAGUCAACGUCGUGCAGGUAAUUUAAAAAAAAAAAACGCUAGAGGAAAAGCCCGAGCGCGCGCUGACAAGGAUAGAAAGGUGUUGAAACUGGAGAAUGAUUGUUUUGUCAUUGAUCCAACGUUAAAAGGGGGCCAUCAUGGAAGCCAGACCAUGGUGGGUCAGCUAUCUCUCCACCAUUAUAAUGGGUCAGCUGGUAAUCGUCCUGACAGAGAAAGGAGCUCCUCUCCUAGAUUUCACAAGAGUUGUUGGGUGCUCAUCUUUUCUUGUCAAGUUUAA